Messenger RNA from Tachysurus vachellii, 3719 nucleotides. RefSeq names its product E3 ubiquitin/ISG15 ligase TRIM25-like. Gene Ontology annotation, molecular function: zinc ion binding; protein binding. Bases 44 to 3496 code for a protein of 1150 amino acids. The record is from RefSeq and is a predicted model, not a curated record. NCBI's taxonomy places the organism in Eukaryota, Metazoa, Chordata, Actinopteri, Siluriformes, Bagridae. The transcript is spliced from 12 exons.
ACGAAAGAGAUCUUUCUUUCUCUCUUUCACGGAGUUCAGGAAAAUGGCUGAGGCGAGUAUUUCAGUAGAUCAGCUUUCAGUGGAUCAGUUCAUCUGUCCAGUGUGUCUGGAUCUCCUGAAGGAUCCGGUGACUCUCUCCUGUGGUCACAGUUUCUGUAAGGUGUGUAUUAAUGGCUGCUGGGAUCAGGAGGAUCAGAAGGACGUCUACAGCUGUCCUCAGUGCAGAGACACUUUCACACCAAGGCCUGUUCUACGCAGAAACAACAUAAUGGCUGAAGUGGUGGAGAAACUGAAGAAGACUGAAGUCCAAGCUGCUUCUCCUGAUCACUGUUACGCUGGACCUGGAGAUGUGGAGUGUGAUUUCUGCACCGGGAGAAAACACAAAGCCGUCAAGUCCUGUCUGAUGUGUGUGGCUUCAUUUUGUGAAACUCAUCUCAAACCUCAUCUUGAAAUUCCUGCUUUGAAAAAACACACAUUAAUUGAAGCCUCUGGAAAUCUACAAGAGAAGAUCUGCUCUGAACACGAUGAAGUUCUGAAGAUCUUCUGUCGUACUGAUCAGAGAUGUAUUUGCUCUUUGUGCAUGUUGGAUAAACAUAAAGGCCACGACGCUGUAUCAGUUGCAGCAGGAAGAGCUGAGAAACAGAGUGAGUUAAAGGAGGAGCAGAUGAAAUUCCAGCAGAGACUCCAGGAGAAGCAGAAGAAGGUGCAGGAGCUGAAACAGACUGUGAACACUAUAAAGCUCAGUGCACAGACAGCAGUGGAGGACAAUGAGAGGAUCUUUACUGAGCUGAUCAGCUCCAUGGAGAAAAAGCGCUCUGAGGUGACGGAGAUGAUCAGAGCUCAGGAGAAGGCUGAACUGAGUCGAGCUGAACGACUCCUGGAGCAACUGGAGCAGGAGAUUGAUGAUCUUCAGAGGAGAGUCACUGAGAUGGAGAAGCUUUCACACACACACGAUCACAUCCAUUUCCUCCAGGCUUUAGCUUCUGGACCUCAGUCUCCUCUAUUAAACAGACCAGAUUUUGACACGUCCAGCAUCAGGGUCCCUCAACAUCUGUCAUUUGAUGGAGUGAAGAAUUCUCUCUCAGAUCUGAAGAAGAGACUGGAGGAAUUCUGUGAGGAGGAAUUCAACAAAAUCCCUCCACAUGCUGCAGCAGUUCAGAUCAUUUCACCACCAGAUCCACAGAACAGAGAAGAGUUUCUGAAAUAUUUCUGUUCUCUGACUCUGGAUCCCAACACGUCACAUCGUAAACUCAUUCUGUCUGAGAAGAACAGAGAAGUGACAGUCAAUGAGAGUAUACAGCAGUACUCUUAUCAUCCAGAGAGAUUUGACUUCUGGCGGCAGGUGUUGUGUAAGGAGAGUGUGUGUGGACGCUGUUACUGGGAGGUGGAGUGGAGCGGUGAUGGUGGUGUGUACAUAUCAGUCUCAUAUAAAGACAUCAGGAGGAAAGGAGAUGAUAUUCAGUGUGUGUUUGGACACAACGAACUGUCCUGGAGUCUGUAUUGUUCUUCUUCUCUCUCUUUCUAUCAUAACAACAUUAAGACUGAUCUCAGAGGUCCACCACCCUCCAGAAUAGGAGUGUAUGUGGAUCACAGUGCAGGAACUCUGUCCUUCUACAGCGUCUCUGACACCAUGAAGCUCCUCCACAGAGUCCACACCACAUUCACUCAGCCUCUAUACGCUGGGUUCAGGCUCUACUGGUGUUCUGGUUCUUCAUCUGUGAGAUUGUGUGAUCCACACACACAACCAGGAAGUUUCAGAGAAAACAAAAGAUCUCUCUCUUUCACUGAGUUCAGGAAAAUGGCUGAGGCGAGUAUUUCAGUAGCUCAGCUUUCAGUGGAUCAGUUCAACUGUCCAGUGUGUCUGGAUCUCCUGAAAGAUCUGGUGUCUCUCUCCUGUGGUCACAGUUUCUGUAAGGUGUGUAUUAAUGGUCACUGGGAUCAGGAGGAUCAGAAGGCCGUCUACAGCUGUCCUCAGUGCAGAGACACUUUCACACCAAGGCCUGUUCUACGCAGAAACAACAUGCUGGCUGAAGUGGUGGAGAAACUGAAGAAGACUGAAGUCCAAGCUGCUUCUCCUGCUCACUGUUACGCUGGACCUGGAGAUGUGGAGUGUGAUUUCUGCACCGGGAGAAAACACAAAGCCGUCAAGUCCUGUCUGGUGUGUGUGGCUUCAUUUUGUGAAACUCAUCUCAAACCUCAUCUUGAAAUUCCUGCUUUGAAAAAACACACAUUAAUGGAAGCUUCUGGAAAUCUACAAGAGAAGAUCUGCUCUGAACACGAUGAAGUUCUGAAGAUCUUCUGUCGUACUGAUCAGAGAUGUAUUUGCUCUUUGUGCAUGUUGGAUAAACAUAAAGGCCACGACGCUGUAUCAGUUGCAGCAGGAAGAGCUGAGAAACAGAGUGAGUUAAAGGAGGAACAGAUGAAAUUCCAGCAGAGACUCCAGGAGAAGCAGAAGAAGGUGCAGGAGCUGAAACAGACUGUGAACACUAUAAAGCUCAGUGCACAGACAGAAGUGGAGGACAAUGAGAGGAUCUUUACUGAGCUGAUCAGCUUCAUGGAGAAAAAGCGCUCGGAGGUGACGGAGAUGAUCAGAGCUCAGGAGAAGGCUGAACUGAGUCGAGCUGAACGACUCCUGGAGCAACUGGAGCAGGAGAUUGAUGAUCUUCAGAGGAGAGUCACUGAGAUGGAGAAGCUUUCACACACACACGAUCACAUCCAUUUCCUCCAGGCUUUAGCUUCUGGACCUCAGUCUCCUCUAUUCGAUAGACCAGAUUUUGACACGUCCAGCAUCAGGGUCCCUCAACAUCUGUCAUUUGAUGGAAUGAAGAAUUCUCUCUCAGAUCUGAAGAAGAGACUGGAGGAAUUCUGUGAGGAGGAAUUCAACAAAAUCCCUCCACAUGCUGCAGCAGUUCAGAUCAUUUCACCACCAGAUCCACAGAACAGAGAAGAGUUUCUGAAAUAUUUCUGUUCUCUGACUCUGGAUCCCAACACGUCACAUCGUGACCUCAUUCUGUCUGAGAAGAACAGAGUGGUGACAUUCAGUGAGAGAAAACAGCAGUACUCUGAUCAUCCAGAGAGAUUUGACUCCUGGUCUCAGGUGUUGUGUAAGGAGAGUGUGUGUGGACGCUGUUACUGGGAGGUGGAGUGGAGCGGUGAUGGUGUGUCCAUAUCAGUCUCAUAUAAAGACAUCAGGAGGAAAGGAGGUGAUAAUGAGUGUGUGUUUGGACGCAACAAACAGUCCUGGAGUCUGGAAUGUUCUUCUUCUUCUCUCUCUUUCUAUCACAACAACAUUAAGACUGAUCUCAGAGUUCCAUCAUCCUCCAGAAUAGGAGUGUAUGUGGAUCACAGUGCAGGAACUCUGUCCUUCUACAGCGUCUCUGACACCAUGAAGCUCCUCCACAGAGUCCACACCACAUUCACUCAGCCUCUAUACGCUGGGUUCAGGCUCUACAGGUGGUUUGGUUCUUCAUCUGUGAGAUUGUGUGAUCUAAAAUAAUGUGUGUAGUGUUUUGUGUAACAUUCCUCCACAUUACCACAUUAUUACUCCAUCAUCUGUUUAACACACAAUCCAGCUGCACAAAAAACAUUUUCAUUGUAAAUUAAAACAGAUUCAUCCUGGAUGAUGAACCAUAUCAGAACCAUAUAAAUCCAAGUUUGUGUUAAAUAUUAUGACCAAAGUUUUGAAAAUAAAAGAUCAGACCACAGAAGAACGGUGUGAA